UGGCCCUGCACAUCUCCCCUGUGAUCUCUGCCUCAAAUCGCGCCGUAACGUAAGACGCACUACGUAACAAAUAUUAUGGUUGUUAUAACAGUGUGUGUGUGUAAACUGUAAACCUUCUUCACCAGUUUUCCUGUCCUUGUCUGUGGCAGUGGUCGUGAUGCGUUCCAUACAAUAAAAAAAAGCAAAGUAUGAAAAAAAAACGGAGAUUCCUCUGAUGAGUUUAACAGUGAAAAGCCGCACGUACCGCAAUAGACCAGAGUUUAACCUCAAUCUGACGCAGCAUUAUCGCGUUACAAGUGAACAAGUGAACAGUUAACGACGAAAAAUAUUUAAAAAAACAAGCUGAAGGUUAUUAUUAGUGAUUGGAUAGAUGAGUCUACAGGACAGCCUCUUUGUCGAGGAGAUUGAGAACGACGUGAAGCUUUUUUCCGAACGAAAAAGAGCUAAGCGAGUUUUAAUUUUUCCACCAGUGAACAACUACCGGCGGUUUCUCAUUCAUCAAAUUGUUCAGGACAAUUUCUCGGAUCACUUGAGCACAUUCUCCAUUGGUCAAGGCUCAGCUAGACGCACCGUCGUGUGCUACAAGUCGGACGUGAUCCGAGAUCCAAAAUUGAAUGGUGUGGUGGCGCCGAAGGGCAGUGACUCUUCAUCGAUGGGGGUCGAGGACCGACGCUCACCAUCAGCUUCACCGGACAAUUCCCGUCAGCGACAAGUGAGAUCCACACCUACUGUCGAGAUAUAUCGUCCACCAGCGGCACGACGAGCUCAAAACGGAACAUCACAAAGUGUCACCACAACCGUGGAAUCCACUACUGCGAAAACAAGACAGAAAAGGCCGGAUCGUGCUGUGUACGUACCAAAGCAUCGUCGAAGUACAGAAGCUGAAGGACCUGCCCAGUCACAAGAAGAGGCACCUUCUACACGGCCAAAACAUGAACGUAAAAGUAUUAAGAGCCCUAAUACGGUGAAUCCGCCAGAAUCUCCUGAAGUAUGUAAACAAGAUCCUGAAGCAAGUCCGAAAGUAUCAACCGAUUCAUCGGUCCAUGAACUCUCUCAGGAAAGUUCGUCGCAGUCUCCACAACUAUCAGUGGACCUUCAAGAUAGAUCGAUUAUUGAAAACAACGAAAAUACUGAUCAGGAUGAAUUCCAAAGUGAAAACAAUGGUCAUUUUGAGGCAGAAGUGAUGUGUGAUACACCGCAUAUUGAUGUGAGACUGCAAACGGUUUCGGAAGUGAAAAAUAUCGACGAAGUGUUUAAUAAUAGACAGGAAACGAGUCCAAUGCGGAAUUCAGUGCCUGAUGUGUUGAUAAUAUCGACUAGUGAGAGUUCGCAGUCAGAGAAAAUUAGUCAGGAGGAAGUAACCACUCUUCGACCACCAGAAAAAAAACUCAAGAAGGUGGCGAGGGCUAAGAGUAAACCAGCGUCACCGCCAUCACCUCCGGUCAAAGUGAAUCGAGAUGAGUGUGACUGGGACAGUUUGUUUGAUGAUAAUGGGGAGUGUCUGGAUCCAACGCUAAUUGAAGAGCUAACAACUGCAGUUGGUGAAGUAACGAUAGAGCAACCAAAAAAUGACUACAGAGCAUUCAGCAGACCUGUGGAGGUCUCCAGUGAUGAAUUCGCGCAUGUCAUUGAAAUAUACAAUUUUCCAUCUGAUUUCAAAACGAGUGACCUUGCAGCUGUCUUCAGCACCUUUAAAAAUGGAGGAUUCGAACUCAGGUGGGUCGACGAUACCCACUGCCUUGGAGUAUUCAGCAGUCCGCUUGUCGCGGCUGAAGUAUUGGCGUCGGAUCAUCCAUUCGUGAAGACACGUCCACUCAGUGAAGCAACAGCACUUAGUAAGACCAAGGCGAGGAGAAGUGCUGAAUUCAUGCAACCGUACAGAAGCAGACCUGAAACGUGUGCUGCUUUGGCCCGGCGUUUAGUUACUGGUGCACUUGGAGUAAGAUUAGCAACUGCCAGACAGGAGAGAGAGCAUGAAAAAGUUGUUCUGCGAGAGGCUAAAGAAAAGAGGCGACUAGCGAAAAAACAAUGUGAUGACGCCUGGGAAGGUAUAAUAACGCCAAAAUGAUGACUAAAAAUUAUCUCUAAGACGAUGAAUGAAUCUAGAUAUCGUAAAAUUGUGCCUUACUCAUCUAAUUCUUCUUAUCGAUAGCGAAGAAAUAUCGACAAUGGGGACUCAAACAAUUGUUUCCUUCUUUUCUUUUAUGGGACUGGUUUUUUCUCACCAAAAAAUAGAUGAGUGUGGCAUGAGACAACUAGUGUCAAUGUUGUUUAUCGUUAUCUGUCUAAACUAUUAGGAUGUUUUUUUAUUCGUAAAAAGUGCAAGCAAUUGAUGUUCAAUCCCGUUGUGCUUAUCAAUACAAAUGAUCCUAGAGGACAUCGCAAAGGAAAAAAUUCAAUUCAUUGAAUCAGUUAAUUGUUGUUGUUAAAUGAAAGCUUAGGGAACCGUAAAUGUUGUUGAAUCGGGUGAUGCAAUUGAAUUUUAUUGUGUAGCAAUUUAUGUUGAACAAAAACUGCCUCUAAUUCAUUACUACGACAAUAAAACUGAAGUACGAAGUGAAAAAUUUAUACAAAUAAAUGAUGAAUCUCUUGUUAACAAAGGCAAAAUAAAUAUACAACGAUGCGGCGUUAAUUUUUGUACGGAAAAUAAAUCCCUAGAGAGAAUACAAAUUUAUCACAUUGAGCAGAUGGAGAUUUUCAAUAUUGAGUGUAAUUUUGAACGAAAAUUCAAUAAUUUGGCGACAGUUUAUUCUCUCGAUUUAUGUAAAUUUUUUGAAUUAACGCACAAUCACGAAUCGUAAAUGUCCUUCAUAAAAAAUGUAAAUGAAAAAUACCCAUGAUAUUUUUUUAUAAUAAAAAUUGUUACAAAGAGCAUUUUCAGAAAAAAAAUUGAUUCAUUGAAUAAAUAAAUAUAUAUUCGCCGGUACCUAGUCACAAUGAGACGGAAAACAAUGUUAUAAUUAACGUUAAUUAGGUAACAAGAAUGGGAGAUGGAGACAAAAAGUUGAUAAAGCAAUAAACAUAUUUUAUGUACUGCA
Diachasmimorpha longicaudata is the source of this 3038-nucleotide messenger RNA. RefSeq names its product R3H and coiled-coil domain-containing protein 1. The transcript is spliced from 8 exons. Gene Ontology annotation, molecular function: nucleic acid binding. The record is from RefSeq and is a predicted model, not a curated record. NCBI's taxonomy places the organism in Eukaryota, Metazoa, Arthropoda, Insecta, Hymenoptera, Braconidae. The coding region runs from base 371 to 2068 and encodes 565 amino acids.